Etheostoma spectabile (orangethroat darter) is the source of this 3998-nucleotide messenger RNA. RefSeq names its product SRY-box transcription factor 13 (gene sox13). Gene Ontology annotation, biological process: cell fate commitment; regulation of transcription by RNA polymerase II. The transcript has 14 exons. Gene Ontology annotation, molecular function: DNA-binding transcription factor activity, RNA polymerase II-specific; RNA polymerase II cis-regulatory region sequence-specific DNA binding. Bases 371 to 2308 code for a protein of 645 amino acids. The record is from RefSeq and is a predicted model, not a curated record. Lineage: Eukaryota; Metazoa; Chordata; Actinopteri; Perciformes; Percidae. Gene Ontology annotation, cellular component: nucleus.
AAGGCACCGGGAGUGAGUGAGUAGGGUGCGCGCUCUGUCUCCAAAACGUUUACGCAUCGCAGCAGUAUCCGCGUCUCUCUCUCUCUCUCUCUCGCUCUCUCUCCUCUCCUCCCCCCCCCCCCCCCCCGCGCAGUCAUCUUACCAACAUCCACCACUGACCGGCCACUCUGAAGGACCGGGAGCAGAGAAGUCAACACAUGUACGGAGCCACCUCUGUCUCAAAACCACUGUGCGUUUAAUGCGUUGAGGAAUUAAAGCGGGAGAGGAAGAAGAGGAGGACGGAAGUUUUUGUGUGUGUGUGUGUGUGUGUGUGUGUGUGUGUUUUGUGUGUGUGUGUUCGCGUGGAGAGCUCAGGGCGCACCGGGACUGAAUGGUUGAGCCCAGCCCUCCAGCACUGCACCUCCUCUCCGGCGGGGAUGUCAGCAUGGCGAGCGUCGGUGUCAAAGUAGAACAGGAGGAGUCCUGCAGAGGGGGUGGAGUCAUUAGCAAUGCUGAACCUCCUAAGAGGUCUCCCUCACGUGGCUGGUCAGGAAGUCAUCCACUGGAGGCCCGCCAGCUGACCCCACCGCUCUCCCGAUCCCCUUCGGAGGGCUCUCCAGGUAAGGAGCUGCCUCACAGACAAAGCCCCUUGGGACUGAAGGAGGCCAGAACACAUGAAAGACCAGAAGGACAAUCCAGCUUCAAGGAAGUAAUGCCUACCAUUGAGAAGCUGCUGAAUGCUGACUGGAAGGAGAAACUUCUGGAUAAAAGCACAGUGGGGGCAGGACAACUGAGAGGCACCCCAGAGGCUCUGGCAGAGAAGGAGCUCCAGUUGUUGAUGAUGAUCAACCAGCUGAGCGGUCUGCGGGAGCAGCUACUGGGAGCCCACUCUGAGCAAAGGAACAUGGCCGCCCUGCUGCUGGAGAAGCAGCAGCAGCAGAUGGAGCUGGCUCGACAACAGCAGGAACAGAUCGCCAAGCAGCAGCAGCAGCUGAUCCAGCAGCAGCACAAGAUCAACCUGCUUCAGCAGCAGAUCCAGCAGGUGAACAUGCCUUACGUGAUGAUCCCGGCUUUCCACCACAACACUCAGUCCCUCUCCGUCACGUCUGACCCCCAGAUGGCCCUGCCACUGCAACCAAUCCCCUGCAAGCCAGCCGUGGACUAUCACAUGCAGCUGCUGCCAAACCAUCACCCCACCUCUGUCAAGAGGAGCAGCGGUUCCUUCCGACAGGAUGCCAGUCAGCCCCUGAACCUGACCUCCAAGCCAAAGGGGCUGGAGCUGGGGAAAACACCAAGUCCGCAGAACCUGGAGCUGGGAUCUCUGGCGCUGCACGGGGCCUACAGGUCCAGAGAUUUCCAGAGAGAAGUGUCCCACAGCCCGUCACGAUCAGCCCUUAGUUUCCUCGGAGACGGAGAUGUGGUCACCCAGGCCAUCCACGAUGCCCAACAGCUCCUGAGGGGCCACGGCACCGGAGAGCGAGAGAGGGACAGGGAGAAAGAGAGAGAGAAAGAUGGCGGGGGAAAGAUGGAGUAUAAAGAGUCUCCCCACAGCGAGAGAAUUUCUCACUGCGAGCGGGGUGAGGACCACCUCAGCAGUGACUCUGAGGGUGCCCUGCCCAUCUCGGUCCCAGGAAGCUACCCUGAGGCCCGGCCCCCUCCCUCCUCGGGCCACAUCAAGAGACCAAUGAAUGCCUUCAUGGUGUGGGCCAAGGACGAGCGCAGGAGGAUCCUGCAGGCCUUCCCGGACAUGCACAACUCCUCCAUCAGCAAGAUCUUGGGCUCCAGGUGGAAGGGCAUGUCCAACCAGGAGAAGCAGCCUUACUAUGAAGAGCAAGCGAGGCUGAGCAGGCAGCAUCUGGAGCGCUACCCUGACUACAAGUACAAGCCCCGGCCCAAACGGACCUGCAUCGUGGAGGGACGGAGGCUGAGGGUAGGCGAGUACAAGGCCAUGAUGAAGAACCGCCGGCAGGAGCAGAGAGCGACCUACACACAUAGUCAAACGGAGCCCCAGCAGAUCCACUACCCCCACGGCGACGGCCAGUACCCGGGCGCCGCCGGCACCGUCUCGGCGGCCACCAUGCCCUUUCACCACGCGUUACUGGAGCACUACCUGCCGCAAGUCUCCCCCGCGCUGUGUCGAUCGGAGGGCCAGGCUACGCCUACUUCCCUGCCCAGAGAGCGAGAGAGGGAACGGGAGAGGGAACGAGAGAGGGAACGGGAGAGGGAACGAGAGAGGGAACGGGAGAGGGAGCGCCCUCCGUACAGCGAAGGAGAGGAAAGCGAUGGAGGAGAGAGGAGUGAGGGGGAACUGGUGCUCCUGACAGACUGAAAGGAGAGUGGGGGGGAAAAAGGAAAAUGGAGGUGAGGGGUGAGAGGGAUGGGUAGCCGAGGAGGAAGGGGGGGGGGAUCUUUGUUGACUGACGGUCAACGACGAAAGAAGGGAGGGAUGGAGUUUUCUACAAAUGAGAAAAUAUCCCCUCUGUGAGGCAAAAGUGAAGAAAAACAUCAUUCUCACUCCCUUAAAUUAGUUGUUUUCAGUGAAACCCUGCCACACACACACACACACACACACACACACACACACAAAGCCACGCUCUUAUCUUAGUCAUAGACAUGUCACCAGCUGCUUUGUUUUAGUAAGGGGGCCAUGUUGAAGUUCAAAUGUAUUCUCGUUUAAUGAUGCUUCUUGUUUUCUUCCCACGUUGACUUUCGGCAAACAAAAUGCACCACAGAGAUUACAUUCGUCAGAGAAAAGUUUCAAACCAGACAAGUUUAAUAGAACCCAUGUUUUCACCUGUUGGACAGCUGAGUGAGCAUCAGCCCAGAGACGGAGCUGUGUGUUAUUAGUGUGUCAGUACUGCUCCCUGCUGGUAAAGGCUGGUUCUUACUAAAUAAAACCACCCUAAGUUCCUGUCUGCUAAUCUUCCACAAACACUGCAUUAGUCAACACUGUGGCUAAUGCAUUGCAUGCAAACCAUUAAGGUUGUGGCUCAGAUUGUCUGAUUGGGGUCAAACCCGGUAUUUGGCAAAUUUUAACCCUCCGAUUCAAAUUUGAAAGCAUACGAGAGUUAGAAUAAGAGAGAUCGAAGAUGUAUUUCAGUAAUGUAGUUUUGCCCUUCCAUAAAGAUGGAGGGGCCGAGCUAUCCUGAUUUGUAGUUCUCCCCACUAAGGUUCAAGCUCCAAAAAACACUGGAUCCUACUUUUCCCAUAAUGCAACUUCACACUGUUAAUUUAGACCCUUCCCUUUCUGGUACAUGCCCAUGUUGUUAUAAACGUCAUACUAAUAACUCUGGAUUUAUUGUAUAGAUUUGUAGUCGCAAAUCUCAACCAAAGAUAACCUUUGAAAUUGUGUUCUACAAGUUGCAUUCAAGAUAAUGUAGAGUACAAUAAAUAACAAUCUGACCCUCCUCUUCAUCGCCCCCCCACGUCACACGGCUGAGCUGUGCUGUAUUUGCUGUAUCUGUGUGUCUAUCAGUUCCCUCUCCAUAGCAUGGUGGGUUGACCUCAGCCUGACCUUUUUUUUUUUUUUAUACCUCUGUGUUUGCUUCUUUGAGUGUUAAUUGAUUGUUGUGUUGAGCACCUGCGAUCUGUAAUUAGUUUUGUGACAAAAUGAGAAAAUAUCCACAUACAACACCUUAAUAUAUACAUAAAAUUACUCAAUCUUGAAAAGUUUUAUACAUAUAUAAAAUUUUUAAAUUUUAAAUGUACAUAAUUAUUCAAUAUUGAAUUUUUUUAGGACUCGUCAUGUUCUUGGUACUAGUGCUUUGGGCCUUGUUCCAAGAUGUUGACAUUCUGAUUCUCAAAUUUCCUGAAGCUGCACUGGAAUUAGUUUCAUAUAUAAAAGCUGAAAGUAAUAAUUAAAAACUUUAGCAGUACAAGAUCAAUUGGCCUCAUAUAUAUGUAAUUAAGGUGAAGUUCCAUCUGAAUAGGCUUCUUAUUUCAUCUUUUAUUCCACCGACAUCUAACAAAGGGGCAAAUCAAUCCCAAAACACAAGCUGUUGUUCAUUUGUAGGAUGUUA